Molecule: messenger RNA, 1107 nt
Organism: Striga hermonthica
Lineage: Eukaryota; Viridiplantae; Streptophyta; Magnoliopsida; Lamiales; Orobanchaceae
Source: the annotation of a GenBank genome assembly
AUGCUAAAUGGCAGCCCAUUUUAUGCAAAUGGGUUUAAUGCAUACUGGUUAAUGUAUGUGGCAUCUGAUCCAUCUCAGAGAGAUAAAAUCACUUUUGCAUUUCAAGAAGCUGCAAAUUAUGGCCUCUUGAUUGCAAGAGCUUGGGCUUUUGGAGAUGGUGGGUAUUCCCCUUUGCAGUACUCUCCAGGCUAUUACAAUGAACAUAUGUUUCUGGGGUUGGAUUUUGUGAUUUCUGAAGCUGGGAGAUAUGGGAUUAAGCUGAUUUUGAGCCUGGUGAAUAACUAUGAGGACUCUGGUGGAAAAAGACAGUAUGUGAAGUGGGCAAGAGAUCAGGGGCAUGACAUAGUUUCUGAUGAUGAGUUCUUUACAAACACAGUUGUAAAGGAAUACUAUAAGAACCACAUUAAGACUGUUCUUACAAGACAAAACAACAUAACUGGAAUUGCUUACAAGGAUGACCCAACAAUUAUGGCUUGGGAGCUUAUGAAUGAGCCAAGAUGCCCCACAGAUCCAUCAGCAACUAUAAUUCAGGCUUGGAUUGAAGAGAUGGCAUCUUACCUGAAGUCCAUAGACCCUCAACAUCUGCUCGAGGCAGGACUCGAAGGCUUCUACAGAAAACCAGAAGAGCAACAGAAUUUAAAUUUCAAAAUCGGAACAGAUUUCAUAACGAACAAUCAAAUUCCGGACAUAGAUUUCGCCACCCUUCACUCGUACCCUGACCAAUGGUUAAAUGGCCAAACUGAUGAAGACCAGCUCUCGUUUCUCAAAGAUUGGCUCGAUAAACAUAUUCAAGACACACAGACCAUUCUCCAGAAGCCACUCCUUAUUGCCGAAUUCGGAAAGUCGUCAAAGGACACAGAGUACACCACCAAAAAGAGAGACGAGCUUUUUAGCACGGUUUACACAUCGAUUUAUUCUUCUGCCAGAGAUGGAGGUGUGGCUGCAGGUGCCCUUUUCUGGCAGCUUUUAACCGAAAAUAUGGACAGCUUUCGGGAUGGCUACGAGAUAGUGUUCACUGAAAGCCCUUCAACAGCCCGGUUGAUUGCAGAACAAUGUCAGAAACUUAAUGAAAUUCGAAAAUUGCACGAUAAACCGAAAUUUUUAUGA